GACGUGCGACGGGAGACGCCGGCGUUUCUGCAUUUUUAAGGUGGAAACAGCGGCGGGCGAGCGCCCGGCUGCAGCAGCCUGCCAGCCGGGUUGUGGGGUUUUUUCCCUCCCCUCCCUGAAGACUAAGCUUGUUUUUGAAGGUGCCCUGCAGCGGGUCAAAGGCUGGAGUCCCACUGGAGGGGAGCAGCAGGCGAUUGAUUCUUGUGAGGCUCUGAGACAUUUGAAAGUGAUUUGGAGAGAGCAAAGUCUGUGUCUGAUGGACACCGAACCGAAGCCAGCGUGUGUUGUGCAGCAGGCUCACUGCCCAGGAAUGAAGUGCUCUCCUUCAGAGGACUUUCCUCCUCAGAUAAGACUGUCUGAAAAGAUACCACCAGUGAAGCCUUGCUUCAAGAAGAAGCAGCAAGUACAGAAGAGACUGGACACGGAAACUCUGCGGGCUUUGCGGCCGAUCUUUACCAGUUUGCUGGGAGCCGGGACCUUGGAUAGGGUCUUUGUGUCCCGAGGCCAAAGUGGUGGUCAUAGUGAUUUAUGUGUACCUGCUGUGAAAAAGACUCUGGACCUCGCUUCUUCUUGCCCCCAACCAGAAGAUAACGUCAGUGUGCUGGUGCCAACAGCUCCAGAUGCGCAGGGUCAGUUGCCGGGAGCUCGUCCCUCUGCGGGGCAUCCCGAGCAGGAUGCCCAGUCAGGAGAGCAAGGCUUCUCACCAGAAACUGCUCCUGGAACUGCUGCUGCUAAUAGUAAUGAGUCGUUCCAGGAUCAUCCUUUGCACCCAACUGCCAGUGACGGUGCAGCUUGUCCUCUGUUCCCAGACAAGAUUCUGGAAAGCUACACAUCUGGCUUGUUCCAGGAGAGCAGCUGCCCGAUGCAAUACACUUUGAACCCAAGCAAUAAAUUCGGUGCUGGGAUAUUCCAGGAUAAAAGUGAAGAAGCUUCUCUUGACCUGGUCUUUGAGCUCCUGAACCAGCUGCAAUAUCACACCCAUCAGGAAGAUGGAAUAGAAAUCUGUGUGGAUUUUCUCCAGGGCACUUGCGUGUAUGGCAGCGAUUGUCCCAAACAUCACACGGUCUUGCCUUACCAUUGGCAAGUGAGGAGGACAGCAACCCAGAGCUGGCAGAGCGUCACCAAUGAUGCCCAAGAGCAUUUGGAAAGACUCUACUGCAACCCUGACAAUGACAGGAUCAAAGUGAAGUAUCGGGGACACGAGUUCUGGGUGGAUCUGAACGUUAUGAAGUUGUAUGAAACCGUUGAGUUUGACCAAAUGCGGCGGCUGUCCACACCUUCCUGCCCCAGCUCCAGCUCCAACCACUACACGGUCUGGAAAUACUUCUGCAGGGACCACUUUGGCUGGAGAGAAUACUCUGAGCCUGUUGUAAGGUUGAUAGAAGAAGCCAGCUGCCGGGGGCUGAAGGAGGUUCGGUUCGUCACCUGGCAUAACCAGUACAUCUUAAACAUCAAAGAUGGGUUCCAGCAGAACUCCUGCUUCAGAAGGGAAAUCAAGAGGAGGCCCCUGCUCCGCUCGUGCGUUGUGCUGAUGCCGUUCUUACAGACCUUAGGUGGCAACUCCCCCGUGCUCUCUCCAUCCACCGACUCAGCCUCCUCCCACGGCUUGUCUCCGGCUGCUGUUACCUCUCCAAACUUCUACCCUGAAACCUGGAUUAAUAUGGAUCCAUCUCAGGACUUCAUCCAAGUGCCUGUUCUGAAGGAAGACAAAAGCUAUAGAACCAUUUAUAACCUGUUUCACAAGACUGUGCCAGAGACCAAAUACAAGAUUUUGAAGAUUCUGAGAGUGCAGAAUCAGUUUCUUUGGGAGAAAUACAAAAGGAAAAAGGAAUACAUGUCCAAAAAAAUGACUGGGCUUGACAGGAUGAUGAAUGAGAGGCACCUGUUCCACGGCACGUCGCAGGAUGUGGUGGAUGGCAUCUGCAAGCACAACUUCGACCCACGCGUCUGUGGCAAACACGCCACCAUGUUCGGGCAGGGCAGCUACUUUGCCAGGAAGGCGAGUUACUCCCACAACUUCUCCAAGAGGUCCCCCAAAGGAGUCCAUUACAUGUUCCUGGCCAAAGUGUUGACGGGCAGGUACACGGUGGGCAACCACACCAUGAGGAGGCCACCGCCGGUGAACCCCAGCAGCAUCACCAGCGACCUCUACGACUCCUGCGUGGACAAUUACUUCGAGCCGCAGAUUUUUGUCAUCUUCAACGAUGACCAGAGCUACCCUUACUUCAUUAUCCAGUAUGAAGAAGUUAGCAACACUGUGUCCAUCUGAAAACUCGUGCUGCUCAGUGAUUCACUGGAAUGAAACCCUCCUGUCUGGCCUCGGUAGCAAAGCCCAAACCCGGACGGAUGAAACGACUCGCUCGGAAGGAUCUCGGUCUCGAAAGAGGGAAGAGGAAGACCUGAAGUGACCAAUUGUGCACUUGCUGUUUGAUUCUGUAUGUGCAAAUUGUACAUAUUUUUCCAUUGUUUAUAGUUGAUAAACCUGUGCCUUUUGUUAUAAAACACUGUUUAUUUAUGUUAGUAAAUAUUGGUGUUUCAAGCCCUGUGUGUGUGGGUGACUUCAGCUGCCUCCUGUGUGCGGGUAGAAAAGGGCUUAUUUCCCCAUUUGAGCUCUGAGGGAUGGCCACUGCAGGGUAAUCAGGUCAUUGGCAUCCCAAGUACAUUGAAAAGGACAUUCUCCCGGGCACCUUUUUUAAUUACUAUACUUCAGAAGGAUGAGGAGAGAUGACAAAGCAAACACCCUGCUCGUUCUUUGCAUUGCUGAACAGGGAAACACAGAUAAACACAUCAAUUCCUAGAGUCAGCCCUGAGUAGAACGAGGAAGAGGUUCACACAGCACUCAAGGCAGGAGGGUUCAAAGCCAGAUGCCUUCCCAGCACCUCAUGGGACACUCAGCCCAU
This is a messenger RNA of Colius striatus (speckled mousebird), 2900 nucleotides long. It is a transcript of the gene TIPARP, whose product is annotated as TCDD inducible poly(ADP-ribose) polymerase. Lineage: Eukaryota; Metazoa; Chordata; Aves; Coliiformes; Coliidae. Gene Ontology annotation, molecular function: zinc ion binding; NAD+ poly-ADP-ribosyltransferase activity. The record is from RefSeq and is a predicted model, not a curated record. The transcript is spliced from 6 exons. The coding region runs from base 257 to 2269 and encodes 670 amino acids.